Messenger RNA from Phymastichus coffea, 3674 nucleotides. Its product is annotated as lipase member H-A-like. Bases 243 to 1250 code for a protein of 335 amino acids. The transcript has 4 exons. The record is from RefSeq and is a predicted model, not a curated record. Gene Ontology annotation, biological process: lipid metabolic process. Lineage: Eukaryota; Metazoa; Arthropoda; Insecta; Hymenoptera; Eulophidae. Gene Ontology annotation, molecular function: lipase activity.
ACUAUAUAAGUUCGUGUUAUAGAAAUCAAAAUUGACUUUAAUAGUUUUAAAGUCUUUCUUUUUUAAAUCUGUAUUCAUGUUCGUGUAUACACUUUGUGACUCAACUUUGACUUCAUAGACGUACAUCGCAUAUCUUAUCAGGCUUGCGCCAAAGAUAAUUGUAUUCAUGGUUAUAUAUACAUUUGUGGUCAGAGUCUGAUUAGUUAUUCUGUCAAAGUUUAUACUAAACCAAGCAUCUCAUCAUGGGCGUUUUUAGUUUGGUGUAUUUGUUUUGUUUUUGUUUUCUCGUUGAAUUACUUGAUGCUCAAUUCGAUGGACAGGCUUCAUGUGCAUGGGGCAAAAGUAGAUCUAAACGUUCGCCUACGACAUGGUUUUCCAGUUCAUCUGUUAACGAGAAAAAUGUUCAUUUCCUGUUUUACAACAAAGACCGAAUUUUGUAUGAUACACCGUAUCCAACUCAACUAUUUAUAGACGAUGAAUCGUCUUUGCAGAAAGGUGACUUUGACGUGAAAAAACCGACGAAUAUUUUCAUUCAUGGUUACAAAAGUCAUUACAAUAAAUCUGCAAGUCGCCUUGUUCGCGACGGUUUCCUAAAACGUGGGGAUUUUAACGUGAUCGUCAUCGACUGGAGCGCAAAUCAACAUGGUGUAUUAAACGUCUUAUUAGCAUACGACGCAGUUGUAAUAAAGUUAGAUGCAGUUGCAGAGCUCGUCAGCAGAUUUCUACAGUUUUUGGAGAGAUACGGAGUAGAUUUGAGCACCACGACGAUAGUCGGUCAUUCACUUGGUGCUCAUAUCGCUGGCCUAGCAAGUCACAAAGCUGGCAGUAAAGUCGGACGAAUUGUCGGAUUGGAUCCUGCCAAACCUUUAUUAUCAAAGAAAUCGAUCGACGAGCGUCUAUCGAAAGACGAUGCCAAACAAGUCGAAGUCAUUCAUACAGAAAUUGAUCAAUGUGGUCUAAAAAAUCAAAUGGGUCAUUACGAUUUCUACCCUAACAGCGGACGACUGCAACCUGGUUGCUCAACUUACCAUUGUUCGCACGCACGAUCUUAUCGUUACUUUGCCGAAUCUCUGGAUCCUCAAUCUAAAGGUUUUUAUGGCAAAUUGUGUGAAGAUUGGUGGGCAAUGCAGGAAGGCAAUUGUACUGGAGAAAUAGCUGUUAUGGGUGGAUUACAUACUAAGACUACGCCUCACGGACUUUACUAUGUACAAGUUAACGCAGAUGCACCCUAUUCUCAAGGUCGAUCAUAAAUUAGAUACGUCUUAUCGUUUUGUUGGUAUAGUAUUAGCAUAAGUUCUAAAUUGACCUUGAUAUAAUGAUUUAUCGUAAUACAUAAAUUACGUUUAUCGUUGGAUAAAUAGAUAAUUUUUGUAGAAACCAAUUGGGGUUUCCUCCGUGACGAAUAAGAUAUGUGAAACUCACUAUUUUCUACGUUGAGUAUGUCUAAGAUCGAUUAAACUAUAAUCUUCCGCUCGUUCAAUUUUUGACUGACAGACAAUUGUUCACCAACAAGAUUCCGACGCAACAAUCAAGGCCAUUUAAGCAGAAAACAAGUACCUUGUGGAAACAGGCACAGAUUGGCUUAUUCAUCUGAGUCGCGUGAAACUUCUUCACUUUCACGCGUUCCUCUCUCUCUCUCUCUCUGGGCUUUUCCUGCACUCUCCACGAGAGCUGCUCUCCAAAUUAACUUUGAGCAUUACAAAUGUUGGAGCGUGCCACAAGAGAAGCUAACACCUUGUUAGCUUGACAAAUUCCUGUUCAUCUCUCUUGACCAUCUUUCGCUUACAUUUUCCUACAGGUGCAACCAACACUGUUAUAAAGGAGUGCCACAAAAGUUUUUAAGUUUUUGUAAUCAAGUUUGAACUUAUUUUUAUACUUAUAAUAUAAUUGAACGGUUCGUAAAGAAAAUCCCAGAUUCAGAAAAAAAUGGAAAUGGUAGAUAUGUAAAAUAGUUGAAUAGAAGUGGAACGAAGGGUCAAUUAACAAGACAGGUUCUCAAAUUUCCGAAUCACACAUAUGCUAACACACAUAGUCGAAGCCCAUGACGUAAAAGAGAAAUAUAAUAGAAGUUGUGGUGUAUAUAUAUAUAUAUAUAUAUAGCAUUACGAAGAGGAGAGUAGAGAGCUAACGUGUCUUUCGCUUUCUAACUCGAUCUGCCUUCCAUCUAGUCAGCUAAUAAACCUUGCAAGCGAAUAUUCGCGAGUGAGUCGAGUAAUAUAACAGGGACACAUGCGAUGGCGUUUCGUCAUCGUUGACGACGAUUCUAUUAAAUUGUCAUUUUAUAAUCAAGUUUCAAGCCCUCUGUUCAUUCUUAUUGAAUUUGACAAUUCUUGCGAUCUAAAAUUUUUCUAAUACCUGCUGCCUCUCUUUCGAUAUGACAAAAAUACUAAGCAUUGUUUCGUCCAUUCGAGGGAAAAUUGCCGUCAAUCGAGUAAAUUCGGCGCUUUGUUUCACUUGACUCUUGAAGAACAAGGGCGAGCGAGCGAAUCGCCCGAUGAAGUCUCGAGCGGCUUAAUGGAAUUGGACAGUCGAGGAGUGCCAAUAACCGGCGCGCGAGCUUGUCGGCCGCGUUUAAUUGCGUUAGUAUUUCAUCGCAUUCAGCCCUCGGCAGUACUCUUACUCUCUCUCUCUCUCUCUCUCUCUCUCUCUCUCUCUCUCUCUCUCUCUCUCUCUCUCUCUCGUUCUAUUCUGGAAAUUUUAUGUUUGCCGCCUCGACGGAAAAUCGAAGUAAUUACAGAUUCUUGGCUUCGUUUAGCAAAUGUGUCAACGUCCACUGCUUGUCUCCCUCUCACUCACUCUAGUUAGCUCUUCGAAGUGGAAUAAAUCGUUGUACAGGUUUGUUUCUAUUUGGAAAAUAAUAAUAUUCCUGAUGAUCAUUCUAACAAUUUUAAAUUCGUUUUGAAAUGAUUGUGCAAAAAUAAAUAGUUGCUUAAACAUUUAGAAACCAUUGAACCAAUAUUUUGAGGCCAAUAUUUCACGCUUCUUUACCUUUCCUUUCUGCCAAAAUCAUCUUAGCUAAACGCACAGGGAUGGUAACAAAACUUGAAGAGGGUGACUUCACCGCCACUCAUUCUCCCUUCGCGCUUCGAUGCUUCGAGCGCGUUUUAUGAAGGGGGUUCACCGCGGAAAGUGUUUCCCGAGCUCAAAAGAGGGCAACUCGGCACUUGCUCAUUUCAUUAGCUCUAUGUUAAUUAUAACGCGGUGCACGGCUUGCGCUUAAAGUAUGUAACGCGAGCCUGAUUUUCGGGGUGAAUUUUUAAGUUUUCUUUUUAUAUAUUCUCACUCAGUGUAUCUUUUAGUUGGACAAUUGUUCUUAGUUUGUAACUACUUUUGUUUAUUUUGAUGUUUUGCGUGUAUGGUAUCUCGAAAAAAUAGAAUGGACGCAUGUUGUAUGCAUGCGAUGAAAAACUGGUUUAUUUGAGGAAUGGUCAAGCAAGACAGUCCAGCAACGUGUCUCUUUUGACCAGUAUUCUAGAACUCAUGUUGUAAAAACAGAAGAAAGGAUACUAGAACUGCUGCUCUCUAACUUGGAUGUGUGAAUUUUUCUUUGCUUAACGUGUUUUGAUGGAACUAGCUUGAUUUGAAUGAUUACUUUCCGUUUGGUCUAUAAACUUAAACUUCAUUUUAAAUGAUUAUUCGUUGAGCAAUUUAUAAGAUUGUAUUGGAAACUAUUA